AUGGUGGGUCAUCAGGAUACUGAGUGCAGGAAAGGAACUAAAAGAGUGUGGGUUCAGAAACAACAAGUGCAACCAAUGAUUCACACUCCUGUUGUGGAUCAGGAUGGUUUCCAGAGAGCUCUUAAACCAAUAAGGGUAAGGAGCUCCAUAGCAGUUCCCACUCAAGUUACUAAUACAUUCCAGCUGUUGAAUGCAGAUGAUGUUGGAACUGAACCAGUGAGAGGUCUUAACCUAGCUAAAAAACAAGGUGUUGUGAAGAGCUUCAUUCACAAGCAUCAUGUGGGGUUGGUGGGACUUCUGGAACAUAAGGUAAAGGUUUCUAAGCUUGGAAAUCUGUACCAGAAUGUGUUUUUGAACUGGUGUUUUACCAGUAAUAGUAGUUUUCAUGAUGGAGGGAGGAUUGUGCUUGCUUGGAAUCCUAGUAGCUUUACUGUGAGCAUUUUGAGUGUUACAUCUCAACUUAUUCAUUGUUCAGUUCAGGUAGUGGGAAGUUCUCAGAAGUUCUUUUGUACUUUCAUUUAUGCAUUUAAUGAAAGUCAUAAAAGAUUGGAGUUGUGGAAAGAUCUUAAAACUUUGUACACUCAGGAUCCUUGGAUUGUUUGUGGUGAUUUCAACUGUAUUAUGGCUGCUGAGGAAAGAAUAGGAGCUCUAGUCAGAAGUGGUGAGAUUGUGGAUAUAUGUGAAUGUAUGCAUUUCUGUGGUAUGGAGGAUGUUAAGAGUCCGGGGAAUCAUUUCACAUGGAAUAACAAACAUCAAGGUUCAGCUAGAGUUUUCUCCAAGAUUGAUAGAGUAAUGGAAAACUCCACCUGGCAAGGCAAUUAUCCUACAACUGAGGUAUGUUUUAUGAAUGAGGGAACUUUUGAUCACUCCCCUGGUUUGAUCACAGUUUACCCUAGAAUUGAAGGGGGUAAAAAGCCUUUUAAAUACUUUACUAUCUGGAAGAGCUCUUCUGAGUUCACUUCCAUAGUAAAGGAUCAAUGGGAUAAGCAGUUCCAUGGUACUAAGAUGUAUGUGGUAGUGAGUAAAUUGAAGCAAGUAAAGUUUGCUUUAAAAGAGCUAAAUAGGAAGGGUUUCAAUGAUAUACAGGCUGCAGAUUUGAAAGCUUUUAAUGAGUUGACUGCAGCUCAAAAAGCUAUGCAUUUGAAUCCAACUGAUCAUGCCCUUGCUGAUUUGGAACUGCAAGCUAUAAAAGAAUAUAAAAUGAAGCAUGAGGCCUAUUUGGCUUUCUUAAGACAAAAGGCAAAGUUAUAUUGGCUGAAAGCAGGAGAUGAGAAUACUAAUCUUUUUCAUCAGAGUAUUAGACAGAGAUGUUCCCAGAAUCAGAUUUAUAGUAUUCAUGAUAUGCAUGGAGGCUGGAAGGAGGAAUCUGGUGAUGUGACUAAGGCUUUCCUGGAAUAUUAUGACACUCUAUUGGGCACUACUCAACCUAAUAGGAGAGUGGUGCUCAGGCAUAUUGUUCACUCAGGUCCACUCAUUAAUGAUACUCAUAGAGCAAUUCUUAAUGCUCCAUAUACUGCUGAGGAAGUGAAGAAAGCAUUAUUUUCCAUUCCUGGGGUUAAAGCUCCAGGACCAGAUGGAUUUGGUGCUUAUUUUUUCAAAGAUACAUGGGAAAUUGUAGGUGAGGAGGUGGUUGCUGCCAUUCUGGAUGUGUUGCAACAAGGGAAGCUUUUGAAGGAGCUGAAUCAUACUUGUGUUACUAAAGUUUUGUGUGGCAGGCUCAGACAAAUUUUACCUGAUUUGAUUCUAGAAAACCAGGGAGGUUUUGUUCAUGGAAGACAUAUUGUCCAUAACAUAAUGGUGGUGCAUGAUCUAGUUAAGCAUUAUGGAAGGAAAGAUGUUAAACCUAGCUGCUUAAUGAAGAUAGAUUUGCAGAAAGCUUAUGAUACUGUGGAUUAG
Spinacia oleracea (spinach) is the source of this 1896-nucleotide messenger RNA. RefSeq lists its product as uncharacterized. The record is from RefSeq and is a predicted model, not a curated record. Bases 1 to 1896 code for a protein of 631 amino acids. Lineage: Eukaryota; Viridiplantae; Streptophyta; Magnoliopsida; Caryophyllales; Amaranthaceae. The transcript is spliced from 3 exons.